AUGAGUUCAAUCCCUAGAAAUUUCGCCCUUAAAUCUAUUUCCAACAAUUUAUUUCUUCGUUAUGUUCCAGAAAAAAAUGAAUUAAAUGGAUUUCUCCAAUUCUCUAGCGAAGAAGUGGUGAGUCCAUACACAAAGUUUGAGAUCGAAAAAUCCAACAUUGGGAAGGGAUAUGUCCACAUUAGAUGCUGUUACAACAACAAAUAUUGGGUUCUUCAAUCUCAAUCUUCUCAUUACAUUGUUGCCACUGCCAAAGAAAGAGAGGAAGAUCAAUCAAAAUAUUCUUGCACCUUAUUCAAGCCACUUUAUGACGACAACAACGACAAUAAACACAAUACAUUCCGCUUUCAGCACGUCUACCUCAACCUCAACGUACACUUGAAAGAAGCUGACGGAUCGCAGUAUCAAGGUUGCUUAGAGGUGAAAGCAUCAAAAGAUGGCCCAAAUCUCGAUCGAGAAGCCGAAUUCUCGACCUUCAUCAAUUGGGAUACAUUGUUUAUACUUCCUAAAUACGUCGCCUUCAAACAGAAUCACUACCUUCGACCAAGGCAUCAUGGAGGAACCAAGUCCGUUUUUUUGGAAUUCAAAAGCUCAGAUCCAGCAGAUCCAGGAGUGAGAAAUGAGGUGAUAUCGACACCAGAUGGUCACGUCCGUAUAAAAAAUGUUCCUUAUGGGAAGUUUUGGAUUCGAGAUCCCGAAAAAAAUUGGAUUGUAUUGGACGAUAAUCCGUCAACUGCUAAGGAUGAUCCAAGAACAUUGUUUUGGCCUGUCAAACUUGAGAACAAUGUGGUGGCCCUUCGUAAUGCUUCCAAUAAUUGCUUUUGCAAGAGGCUGAGUGAAAGCUUUAGCCCCUUUGAUAAUAGUCUCAAUGCUGCUCUUGAUUACAUUACUAGUGAAGCAAAUUUGGAAGUAACUGAGCUUGUUCUUUCACGUAAUAUUUAUAAUGUCUUAUUCCACCUUUCUGAUGCUAGGACUUUUAAUGAGAGACCCAUUUCGUUGACAAGCACUGUUGUUGAGAACAACAAUUCUGAAGCUCAAAAAUUCAGCAUCAAACUCUCUUAUGAAGAUACUACCACCUCUACGUGGGCUGCCAACGUGAAUGGUACGUUUGGUGUCAAGAUGACGAUCGACACUGGAGUUCCGAAAGUUUCCGAAGGAAAGGUUGAAAUUGAAGCUGAGAUAUCUGAGGAUUACACAUGGGGAAAAACAGAACAAAUGAAAUGUCUAUCUGAGGUUGUCCAUGAGGUUACUGUGCCUGCUUGGACUAAAGUAAAGGCUAGUGUAAUGGCAACACGAGCUAGUUGUGACGUUCCUUUCUCCUACACUCAACGAGACAAACUCGUGAACGGGAAGUAUAUUACUCACCGAUACCAUGACGGUGUCUAUAACGUCAUAAAUUCCUAUAAUUUUCACUUUGUCGCAGAAGAGGUUGAAGAGAUUUGA
Messenger RNA from Benincasa hispida (wax gourd), 1440 nucleotides. RefSeq lists its product as uncharacterized. Lineage: Eukaryota; Viridiplantae; Streptophyta; Magnoliopsida; Cucurbitales; Cucurbitaceae. The record is from RefSeq and is a predicted model, not a curated record.